CUCAUUUACAGCCCCGUGCUAUCUGCGCUUCGCUCGGUCACAGUGAACUUUGGCAAAGCGCUCUGUGGAUGCUGGCAGGAGUCGCUUCUCUCGGGCGCUGCUGGCACGCGCUGUGGAUGCGAAACAACAGCAAGGUGGCUGUUUGAGGAUGAAGCCAGGCGCUACUGGGAAAGACAGUCGUGUUUAAAAAUCUAACGCGAACUUAUGUGUGACGUACCGUGGAUUUACAGUGUCUAAAACAUCCUGUAAUGAAAUAUGGAAGCGAGGAAGAACUCCACAUACCCCCUUAGUUUGGGAUAAACUCAUGUGCCAUAGGAUAUUAGUAUGACAGAGCUGGAAAAAUGCCAGUUUAGCUCUGCAUGAAGUUUGGAGUUGUCAAAACCAUAUAUGUGGAUAUAUGUGGCGGAAUAUAGCCUACCUGAACAAGACAUCAUGGCAGAACUUUAUAAGAAGAGAUAAUCAUUAUUUGGGUGGAUUGAGAGGGGUACAGGGGCUAUGGUGAACUCAUCCCCAGCGGUCGCUGCUCAUGCAGAAGGAGAAGAGAUCGAGGUGCUAGAGAGCACUGAUGUCCUUCCUGUAGCUCCAGAGGACCAAUGGAAGUCUCUUUUUGACAAGUAUGACCCAGAGAAUUCAGGCUUCAUCAGUACUGAGCGUUUCCGAGACCUUCUUGCGGCUCAUGGAUCAGAACUGGAUCCCCACAAGCUGGAGGUUCUUCUUGCACUGGCUGACGGAAAUGCUGAUGGAAAGAUCUGCUACCAGGAUUUUGUUAACCUGGUGAGUUCUGCAGAUGAACUUGAGAUGAGCAACAAGCGCUCGAACAGUUUCCGUCGAGCGAUCCUGCAGGGGAGUCGGCAGCUCAGGAAUUCCGCACUGAGAGAGGAAGUGGGCUUGGGUCUGUCUCGGAGACUUGUGCGUCACGUUGCCUAUGAGACUUUGCCAAGAGAGGUGGACCGCAAGUGGUACUUUGACAGUUACACCUACUGUCCACCACCAUGGCUUAUGCUGGCCAUCACUAUAGCAGAGGUUGUUGUCUUUAUGUAUUACGGAUUCCAACUUAACCGCUGGGUUCUGCAAGUCUCAUCACCAUACUUCCUGAAGGGCCCAUUGCCAUACCACCCGCAGCUCAGAGCUCAGGCCUGGCGCUACCUUAGCUACAUCUUCAUGCAUGCAGGAAUUGAACACCUGGGUCUAAAUAUGGCCAUGCAACUUUUGGUGGGUGUGCCAUUAGAGAUGGUCCACGGAGCUUUGAGAAUCGGCCUGGUGUAUGUGUGUGGCGUACUGGCAGGUUCGUUGGCAGUGUCAGUGACGGACAUGACAGCACCUGUGGUCGGUUCAUCAGGUGGAGUCUACGCACUGGUCUCCGCCCACCUUGCCAACGUCGUCAUGAACUGGUCAGGGAUGAAGUGUCAGUUCAAGCUCUUUCGCAUGGCAAUGGCUCUGGUGUGCAUGAGUGUGGAGUUUGGUCGUGCCGUCUGGCUUCGAUUCUAUCCCCCAGCCUUCCCACCAUGCCCUAAUCCCAGCUUUGUGGCCCAUCUGGGGGGUGUGGCAGUGGGCCUCACCCUUGGCGUUGUGGUUCUUCAGAACUAUGAACAGCGUUUGCAGGAACAGUCCUUGUUCUGGAUCUUCUUCAGUGUCUACACACUCUUUAUCCUCUGUGGAAUCUUCUGGAACAUUUUUGCUUACAGUCUCUUGGAUGUCAAGUUACCCCCACCUCCAUGAAUCCCAGAGUGUGUGUUUGUGUGUGCGAAAUGACAGGCAAUAUAAUUUAACAGUUGUAAAGGUCAUAAAUGAGAAACAAAUGCUAAGUACCUUACUGCAGUCCUCCUGCAAUUUUGCAGUUUGUGUUAGUGCCUAAACCAUGCCAAGUCAUCAAAGCAGCUAAAACAGCAGAUUCCGAUUUUUAAGCAAUGUUGAAUGUAAAUUUGCAGGAGAAGCCCAAAGGUUGAUGCUUUUUACAGCUACAUACUUUGUGCCAGCCAUCGAGGGCUAUCAGCGAUAGCACAAGUGUUCAUUUCAAAAUAAAACUGGGGUUUAGUAGCUGCUGCUGGCUUGUUAGCUUUUCAAGGUGCCAGGUAAAAUCGUUUUCACUUGUUGAAGGAAUGAAUAUAUUCCUUUAAAGCACAGAAUCUGAGGUUGCAUGAGGAAAGACAAAUAUCAGUAUUUUAUGAGGACAUUUUAGUAAGUGUUCUAUAUUUUUAUAAACAACUAAAGAUAAGUACAUGAGGUAGUAUGAGAGCACUGUUACAGCUCAUUGUGUGUGAAGGACCUUUAAAAGAUAUUUAAGAGUUACCGAAGUAGCAAGGGAACAGCUAGAUUAACUUCUCUAUAUCUUUCAAACAAUGUCUUAUUUUCUGAUAAAUGUUUCAAUGUUAAAAGGUCGGUUUAAAAUAACUGCAAUCCCUUACCAUUCUCAGUGGCGGUCUGCAACAGAAUUCCCCGUUUUUUAAAAUGUAAAUUAAUAUUAAUCUAAUUAAUAAAGGAUUAUAUUAUAUUAUUUUACUGAUAAUCAUGUGGACCACAAAACCAGUCUUAAGUCGCACAGGUAUAUUUGUAGCAAUAGCCAACAAUACAUUGUAUGGGUAAAAAUGAUCCAUUUUUCUUUUAUGCCAAAAAUCAUUAGGAUAUUAAGUAAAGAUAUUUUGUAAAUUUCCUUCAAUAAAUAUACCAAAACUUAAUUUUUGAUUACUAAUAUGCAUCGCUAAAGACUUUAUUUGGACAACUUUAAAGGUGAUUUCCUCAAUAUUUAGAUUUUUUUUGCACCCUCAGAUUCCAAAUUAUCAAAUAGUUGUAUCUCAGCCAAAUAUUGUCCUAUCCUAACAAACCUUAUCAAUAGAAAGCUUAUUCAUUCAGAUUUCAGAUGAUAUAUAAAUCUCAGUUUCAAAAAAUUGACCCUUAUGAUUGGUUUUGUGGUCCAAGGUCACAUAUAUAAAAACAUUAGUAAUUGGGCUAACUCGAUAAUUAAUGACAACUUAUAAUCUUUUUGAUUGGAGUUUGGACUUUCAUUUUUAGGUUGUGUUUGAAAGUCUGUAACCUAUGGCUUUAAGCACAGCUUUCAUGAUGUACUAAAAUAAUACUGUAAGCUAAUUAACUUUAAUAGUUACCUCAUUUAUGCCAAAGGAAGUCAAAUUAAUUAAUUUUUUCUCCCUUUUUCUCAGCUACAUUGCAUUAUUUGAAUAUCCGUUCUAUCAAUUUACUAAUCAGUAGAGCAUUCACACUGAGACACUGGUAUUCAUUUAGUCACUGAAGCUCCUCUGACAGACCAACACUGUUCAUUUUUUUUGUUGUUGUUGUUGUUGUUGUUGUUGUUGCUAUCAAGAAAUGUGAUUGGAAGUACCACAUAUUGCACACUUGAUUAGAUUUAUUGAAUCAUAUUUGUUUGUAUAUUUGAAUCAUGUGUUAGUGGAAUGGACAGCACUACCGAGGAGUCAUCAGAACUCAGUUUCAAAUCAUUGAUCAGCUGAAUAAUAACAAAAAACAAGUAAUUUACUUCUAUACAUGCUACAAAUAACUAAACUGAUCUGUUCUGCUGUUUAAUAUAUAAUAUGUAUUGCAGUAGUUUUUGAAUGAAUUGUGAUUGUGUGACAUCUACUGUACCUCAAAUACUGUAAGUGGUCUAUGUUAUGAAUUUCUAUUGGUGCUGUAGUUUUGGACAGGUUGCUGAAUGUCUGUGCCUCUAGUAACUGGUUAGCUCCUCUCAAUUCUGUGCACAGUCAUUCUUUACAGCAAAACUGAUCCUGGUACAGCUUUGUGUGUACUUUUGAGUAUCUUCUGCCUGUAGUGUGUGUGUGUGUGUGUUUACGCGUUUUUGUGACAAAUGAGGACAUAAAUUUAUAUAAUGACAUGGGUAUGACAUAGGUAUUACAAGGAGAAGGUGAUUUAUGAGGACAUUUCCCCAUAUCGCCAUUUUUCAAAAGGCUUAUAAAUCAUACAGAAUGAGUUUUUAAAGUAAAAAUGCAGAAAGGUUCCUAUAAGGGGUAUGGUUGGUGUAAAGCGAUAAAAAGUAUAAAAAUCAUUACACCUAUGGAAUGUCCCCACAACUCACAAAAACAAAUGUGUGUAUGUGUGUGUUGCCACUGAUUCUCGAACUAAGAGGAAAAAAGGAAACUCUAAAUAAAGUCCACAACUUCUGAAAAUUAUUGAAUUCAGUACUUCAGUCCCAGUUUAUACUAGUACUCUGAGAACAACUGGAUCUGCUUUAACAGUGUGUUCAAGCUACUUUUGAAGUGCCAGUAUACUUUUUGUUUUGCAUUGUGCUGACUUGACUGUAUCAAAAUGUAAUGCUGGGAUGAAAGUAACCUGGGAUUGUGUGUAAAGGGCUAUGGCACUGGAAAUAAUGAGUUCACCAAGUAUAUUUUAACAUGCACCUAUUUUGUAGAUUUGAUAUGUAAAUAUAGAGUGCAUUAAAAAUCUGUGAUUGGAA
Molecule: messenger RNA, 4420 nt
Organism: Onychostoma macrolepis
Lineage: Eukaryota; Metazoa; Chordata; Actinopteri; Cypriniformes; Cyprinidae
Gene: rhbdl3
Product: rhomboid, veinlet-like 3 (Drosophila)
Exons: 10
Coding region: 496-1719 (407 amino acids)
Cellular component (GO): membrane
Molecular function (GO): serine-type endopeptidase activity; calcium ion binding
Source: RefSeq, a predicted model, not a curated record